Porites lobata is the source of this 8851-nucleotide messenger RNA. Lineage: Eukaryota; Metazoa; Cnidaria; Anthozoa; Scleractinia; Poritidae. The record is from the annotation of a GenBank genome assembly.
AUGGAAGGCAAAAGAGGCUUGGAAGAAUUUCGAUCAUCUUACGGCUGUUCACUAGAGGAAGAGGAAGAAUUAUCGGACGAAGAGGAGUGGCUUGGUUCUCUUCCAUCUCCGAGCAGCUUGAAAAGUUCCGUUGCAAAGAAACGAAGGCUUGACGCUCCGGUGUCAAAAUCAAAUCAGCCAAAUCUAAGCUCAGGAAUUAACCCUUCGAUGCAGACAGAUCCCUGCCUUGGACACAGCAGAACUAUAAUCCACGUGGACAUCGACUGUUUUUACGCGCAAGUAGAAAUGAUUCGUAACCCAGACCUCCGAAAUAUACCCUUGGGAAUUCAGCAGAAACACAUCGUCGUAACUUGUAAUUACGUUGCAAGGAAAUUCGGUGUUACGAAGCUAUCCUACAUCAGCGAUGCCAAAAAGACUUGCCCAGACCUAGUGUUGGUGAACGGUGAAGACCUAACAGUUUACAGGGAAUUUUCCUUAAGGGUACAUUCUCUUUUGACCCGGGAAUUCACCCCUCAAGUUGAAAGGUUAGGAAUGGAUGAGAAUUUUUUGGAUGUCACCGAGCUUGUGGCCUUACGGCUGCAAAACAGUCCUUGUGAAGAAAGAAACUUUUCAGGGUUGAUAUACAGCAUGAAUACUGAUGCCAGUGAUGCAAAGGUAAUUUUUGAGAGGUGAUGAAAUCAGAUAGACUGUCGGUCAACAUAUCAGUUGAGUGUUGGGGAGUCGGUCGAUAUAUAGGCUUAGGGGCGAUGUAUCAACCAACAUCUCAGUUGUCUGUUGGUCAAGGUAUCGAUCAUUCUAUUGGUCAAAUGUUGGUUGAGAGUCAGACAAGAAUGGGGUGAUGUAUCUACUAACUUGACAAAUGUCCACUGAGGUAUCGGCCUUAACAUCAACCAAGUGUUAGUGAUAUGGCGGUGAUCCGUCGCGGUAAAAACAACCGUCUAGCGACAGAUCAAUCGAUUGAUAGACCAUAGAGGGCGAGACUCUUCAGAGACUUGAUUGACACUUGACCAAUACAGCAACCAACAUGUCAAUCGACAGUCGACUGACAUGUCGGCCGAUACAUUGGUUGACAACCCCUAUAAGACACAUGAUCCAUGAAAUCUCCCAGUUGAAGCCAGAAUAGAGCAAGAGUUUAUAGUUAUUGCCUUCUACAGUGAAACCUCUGUAAGAGGACACCUUCGGUACCUUCCCAAAUGUCCGCUUAAUAGAGGGUGUCCGCUUAAUAGAGGUUUGUAAAAAUUGGGCGCAAUGAAUGUGACAGAGUCAUUUUAAUAGUUCCUUAAGAGACUUAUAGAUCAUUUUAUUAUGUUUUUAGUUGGUUCAGUUGGUUUACCUAAGUAGAGCAAGUCCUCAAGUCAAGUACAUUUUCAAGUCUCCCACGGAUGUUUAGUUAUCAAUAUUAACAUUUGUUUCUCGUUCCCGUUUUUUUGUUUGUUCAAUAAACUCGUAAAACUUAAGCUCAAAUCUGUUGUUCUUGGGUUGACCGUUUUGGCCGUCUUACAUUUUGGUGUCAGAAGUGGGAUUUGAGCAAAUCUUAAGUAGAGAAAAAACGGGAACGAGCUAACAAACAGGAUGACAGAAGCCCAGAUAAAGGAACUGACUGACAAGUUGACUGCAUUGGAGCAGCAACUCCAGAACCAGAGUGGUGCGACUGCAUCUGCUACUGUUUCAAGUUCCACAACCCCUGGUCCCAUUACAGUUAAGGUGCCCCGUGAGCGCAAACUCCGGAAGUUUGCUGGCGGCCGUGACAAUGGCAUGUUGGAAGAGUGGAUUGGGGAUGCCACCCGGGCCAUCGCUCGACAAACAGAUGCUGAUGCCGUGGACUUUCUGCUCUACCACCUGGACGGUGUAGCCAAGGAAGAGGUCCGCCUACGUCCAGCUGAGGAGAGAGCCAGCCCUGCCGCAGUCUUCAAGGUCCUGCGAGACUGUUUCAGUGAGGGACUCACGAGCACCCAAGCCCUACGGAAGUUCUUCGAAAGAAGACAGAAGGAUCGCGAAUCAGUUCGUGAGUUCUCCCAUGCCUUGAUGCUACUCCUAGCACGGGUGGAGCGCCUGGAUGCAGCAGCGGUAACGGAUAAGGACAAGCUCCUUAGAGACCAGUUCCUGGAGAACCUGGCAGACCCCCAGCUCCGAAGAGAUAUAAAGCGCUGGGUCAGAGACCACCCCACCAAAACCUUUCAAGAGAUCAGAGAUGAGGUCCAGCGCUGGAUUGACGAGGACGGAACCCCCCCAAGAAAGGCUGUUGUGCGUGAGGUCUCGACAGGACACCCCCUAACGAGGUCACCUGUGAUGAGGUGAAGGGAGCUGCAGACCUGCGGAAAGUGAUUAGUGAGCUGGUAGCGGGACAGAAGAUCCUGGCAGAGAACCUCCAAAAGCAACAGAAGAUCCUGACAGAGCAGAUACAAUGUCAGCAGGCUGCUCUAGAGAGGCAGCAACAGGCCAUCUCCCAGCUCUCCAUGGGUAAUCAACAAUGGUGGCAGCCUGGAUGUUUUGGCUGUGGGUCAUGGACCCAUCUUCGCAGAGACUGCCCAAGUAAUAACAGACAGAACCAACGGGCUGGUGGCAGCAGGAACAGAGGAUCUGAACACAAGCAGCUGCCGGCGUUAAACGAGAAAGCUCCACGGCAGUGAGCCAUGCCGUGGAGGGGAACAGUGGCUCAAAACCUCUACCUAAUGAUGACUGCAUGCCAAUACAUAUGGUUGGUGGUACCCCAACAAUUCAAUCAAGACUUGGCGGUGUUGACGUGCUAUGUAUGGUAGAUUCGGGCUCCAUGGUAUCCUUCGUGAACGGAAGAUUUCUAUAAGAAGAAACUCCAGCCAACCUGCGGGCACAUGAGGAAAGAUGGGUGGAUGCUGACCCUCCGUGCUGCAAAUGGGCUCGAGAUUCCGUACCCGGGCUACCUGGAACUGACAGUAGAGGUUGAUGGGGUAAAAGUACCCAGCUGUGGAGUACUGGUCCUAAAAGACACCCCAGCCACUACCAAGCAGAGAAGAGACAUACCUGGACUCCUUGGGACGAAUGUUUUGGCGCUGAUUCCGCAGUUUGGUGCCCUGCUCCAGCAACGGCCUAAUGCCGAACCAAGGACUUCAGAAAACCCUUCCUCUGGUAAUUUUUGCGUAACAUUUCCUUACUUCGUUUUGUCAUUAGUUUUGUUUGUAAUUAGGUUUUCGUUUUUCUUUUGUAUUAAACAUUCAUUUAAGCCCACUCCUUGCAUCCAAAGGAUUCAUGUCGUUGUGCCACUGCUCUUUGGCCUCCGGCCGUUGGUGGCGUUGAACCGCUCGCGCCGCUCGGUUACAUUUUGGUGUCAGAAGUGGGAUGCAAGUGUAAAAUAGUGGCUUUGAAUGUUGAUAGCUUUUGGCAAAAGUCUAGUUUUUCUAAGUAGGUUUUUUUUUUCAAAAUGAGAAUGUGAUACAUACUUGUACAAAGCACAGUCGUGUUAGGGUUUCUGUGGCAUGGUAUCUCCAGUGUUCCUGUUUGCAGUCCUGAUUCACCGCAGCCGUGAUCCCACAGAGCAGAAAUGAGCGCCAUGGCCAUCAGAUUAAUUGAAUCAUCUUGCAGACGAGCAGUUGCGUCGAUAGCAGACUUGUGGUGUGAAGCUCGAUGUCCUUUGAGAGAAGCACCUCGAUACUAAUCCAGUAUAUCUGAGAGAUUGGCUAAAUGCCCCUGAUGUGUCUGGUAACAAGUACGAGUGUGUUAGUGGAGUCUUCAUGUUGGGAGCAGUAUGAGUAAGUUCUGGCACUGAGGAUUGCGACGACAGUACUCUCUUCAAUUUGGGGGUUGAAUAGAAGAGUCACCCAAGCGGGAUCUCGCAACCAGCCUCUAAAGCUCAGAAUUCUUCUCGGGGUAGCUCCAGGACUUCCACAGUGGUUACUUCUCGCUGAAGUAGAACUUGUUUUAGGCCAACCACCGGGCCCUGGUUGUGCCUACGUUGUAUUGCGUUUGUUGCCAGUUGCGCGUCUUCCACUGGAACAUAACAGGAUUUUCGCAAGUUUAUCGUCGCUGGAAUGGUCUGAGUGGCUGACUGAAGAAUAAUUGAAUUGCCUUGUUUGUAUUGAGCUGUGAUAUGUUGUUUCCCAGUACUUUUGGUUUUGUCUACAUUCAUUUGAACAUUGUGGUUCUGUGCGUUUGUGUGACUGCAGUUUUAUUUUGGAGUAUUCGGUGACGAUGUCUCCUGGUGUGUCAUAGUGAUUGUACUCUGACAAAAUCACUUGGCACAAAAUGCCCUCUCCAGUUUUGGAACUGAUCUAACCUAAGGAAUUUAGAAGCACUGCAGCUGGACGAUUGAUCAGUUCUUCGGAAGAGACUCUUACUCUUACCCUAAGUUUAGUUAUUUGCAAAUGGACUUGACAUUCUUUUAGUAUGUUUGUAUUGUUAAUGAUAACUUUAAGGUUAGUUUGAAUACGAUGAUGAUUAGCUUUUUUUGUUUCGCUCAUAUGAGGACAUAAUGAGCAAAAGGAGGGGCGAAUGUGACAGAGUCAUUUUAAUAGUUCCUUAAGAGACUUAUAGAUCGUUUUAUUAUGUUUUUAGUUGGUUCAAUUGGUUUACCUAAGUAGAGCAAGUCCACAAGUCAAGUACAUUUUCAAGUCUCCCACGGAUGUUUAGUUCUCGUUCCCGUUUUUUUGUUUGUUCAAUAAACUGGUUAACAAUUAACAUUCAACAGUUACUCUGUACUGUGAUAAAGUUCCAUGUUGUUAGGGAAGCUAAGGGAGCUGUGCUAUACUUUGUGAAAGACUUUUAGGUGAACUUUGAUCGCGGAUGACAAUCAUACGGCCAGAUAUCGGUCUAAUCUACAGUUUAUUGACAGCUAAAUGUAUUGAUUUAUCUUUAUUAAUCAACUAUGGUACGUAUUUCAAGGACGUAAUCCAAUACUACUGUUGUCAAUUCAGUCUGGUGUUCGCUUAUUAGAGGUUUUUAACAAUAGAAAUGAGCCAAAUACAAUUUACUUUAGUGUCCACAUCUGCUUAAUAGAGGCGCCCUCUGAAUAGGAGUUCAUUGUAAAUUAAGGGAAAUAUAAGACGUUAAUUUCGGGACCAGCUUAGUGUCCAUUUAAUAGAGGGUGUCCGCUUAAUUGGGGGUCUGCUUAAUAGAGGUUUCACUGUAGUAGUUUUCCUUAUUGUUUGAAUGAGAACUUUAUUUUAUUAGAAUCAGAAAUUUACUUUAAUUUGUAAUGUGGGCACCAGUUAGGGUAUCCAUGGAGACCCAGGGGCACUGUUUCCAGUGGUGUUGAUGGAUUUUCCCCAACUGGGGAGUGUCAAAAGUUGAAAAUAAACCGUGGAAGGGUCUGAGUCCUGGUUCAGACGCCGAACUUUCCGUGAGCCGAAUCUAAUACAUUGAAUUGAGUACAUGAAAAGUUCGGCGUCUGAAUCAGUUAGGAACGGCUCAGUGGUUCUUUUAGCCUAGUCCGGCCGUGAAUUUCGUAUUUGGAACGACUUUAGAACGGUUUUGAUUCAGUCGCCGAACUUUCCAUUUACUGAACCUAAUGCAUAAAUUAUUAUAACAUAUUUUGUGGGCAGUUUGACCAAAAUGAGCAUUUUUCUCCUUUUGAAUUUAGUUCGGCUGGAAUUAAGAUUGGCAUCUGAAUCAAUUCAGCCGGUCUAAAUAAUUUGGGUCGGCCUUAAUUCGAAUUAGGUUCGGCUCAUGAAAAGUUCAGCGUCUGAACCAGGCCUAAUUUAUUUCUUGCAGAAACCUUGUCCCUGUGGCUGCUAUGAAAGGCUAAAGAUUGGGUCUAGCAUUGCUGCUGAAGUCAGGAAGGCAAUUCUUUGUGAGACAGGUCUAACUUGCUGUGCUGGAGUUUCCUAUAAUAAACUCCUUGCCAAGCUUGUUGGUGGAUGGAAGAAACCCAACAUGCAGACAACCCUUCUUCCUGAAGAUGCUGAGAGCUUCUUGUCACGUCUUAAUGCCAGAGAGAUUCCAGGUGAGUUUUACUUUUUUACUACAAUAAUAGUGACAAAAUUUAUUGACAAACUUUGCCGUCAAUGACAUUUCUCCCAUUUUGCUGACACUAACUACUUCAUUGAGGGAAAGGCAAUAAUAUAGCUAAAGAGUUAAUAGAGUUUUUAAUUAUCACCCAAAAACACAGAAAAAAAUUCUGAGCUCCAGGCAAGAAUCAAACUCACAAUCCUAUGAGUUCUAGAUCAGACAGUCUGACCACUGAGCUAUGAGAACUCUAUGGCAAGCAGGGUUGAAUCUACUCCAUUUUCUGAUGCAUUUUGUUUGUUCAUUUGCUUUGUUUUGUUUUUUUAAACACAGCAUGAAAAUGAAAAAUAAGUGGAAUUCCAAUGUUUUUUGUGUUGAACUUCUUAAAAAACAGCUCAAAGGUGAAAAAUAAAAUAAUGGAAUUCUUUUAAAUAAAUUUUCCAAUUAUUACAGUCAAACCAGGUCAAGCGUUCCCGUCGCUAACGAACUAAUGAAUUCAUUCACGGAAAAAUGAUUUCGUUUGUUGAUUCAAUAAUCCAUUCAUAAAAUGAACAAUCCAAUAGUCAUAUUUAGCCUCGAUUCCAUAAUUGAAUGUUGAUUCGAUUACUGUUUUUUGAAGAAUUACACUUUCCACAAGUUGACCUCAGAAUUUUGUUUUUUCCUCUUUUUUUUCUGAGAGUCAAGUGCUGGCGAGUUCUGAAGUUCAAACCCAAACAAACUGUUACAUGUACGCCAGUUUGCUGCCAAUAAUCAGUGCAACAGACCUAGGCCUGACCUCUUAGAAAACAUGACGGUCAAACUGAGGUCAGUGUAUGUGCGGUGAUUGGUGGAUUUCGAUCCUCGGCCUUUGUCAGUUUCUUUGCGUUUGCGGUCUGUCUAUUCUAGCUGUUAUUUUGAUUAAAGGCAAUGAAAAACACAAUCGUAAAUGGCAGGAAAAGGGAAGCAAAUACGAUUGAACACAACAGACAAGAAUAAAGAACAGGUAGAUUUUGUUCAUAAACCAAAUCAACAUUUGAUUAUUGGUUCGAGGUACAAUUAAUUUGACCGUUGGAUUAUUCAUUUUAUGAAUGGAUUAUUGAAUCAACAAACGAAAUCAUUUUUCCAUUAAUGAAUUCAUUAGUUUGUUAGUGACGGGAACGCUUGACCUGGUUUGACUGUAAGGGUGGGUCAAUACGAUUAUCUCUAAAUGAUCAAUCAUGAAAUAUUGGCCAAUUCCCACCACUAAGGCAUAAGGUAUGGCCUUUGAGGUUUGGAGCUCCCUCAGGGAUGGGGGCACUCCCUUAUUUGGCCUAAGCAGUUAUGUGACCCUGAACAGGAUAUGAUUUUCAGGUUCUCAAGUUUGAAAUCAAAUAACAUGACAAUCUUUAAACGUUUACUUAAAUCAUAUUUAAUUAACUUACAGAAUAUCAAUAAAUUGUUUGUAAUUUAUUACUAAAAUUAUCAUUACAUAAUUAACUUUCUUUUAAUAUUUUCUAUACAUUUGUAAAUUACUUUGUUAUAUGGUGUUCUUUAUUUAUAUAAGUAUAUAUUUAAUUAAUAGCUAUCGUAACAACUAAAUCUAAUGUAAAGAGGGAGUCCCACCUUCAGGUCUUCAUGGCUUCUUGAGAAGUCGUCGCCUUUUUAGAUUCUUUUUCUUCAAAAUGUUUAUAUUACGUGGAAUUUAAUGUUUCUUUUCCCGUCAUUUAUAAGUAAAAAAGGUGAAAAUAAUCAAUAAACAUAAACAUCAAACCAGUUACACCGUUUCACUUAGGCUUCUCGGUCAUGAUGUCUUUUUGAUCGGAAGCCUUAAUUAAAAGAGUAUAAAGGUUGGUGAUGAGUGGUCCACAUUUGUGGUACCAACAAUUUUUUCCAAAAAAUAAUAAUUCUGCACUGUUAGUUUGGAAGAACUAUACUAUGACAAUUUAUCUCAAUAACUGUGGUGAUCUUAUUUUUAACUCUAUCAGGUAUUGGACAUGCAAUGGCCAAAAAACUCCGAACAAUAAAUGUUUUGUCAGUAGAGGAUUUACUCUCUUGUCCUAACCAAGUUUUGGAGCAGAAAUUUGGGAAGCCCCAAGCUAUGUUGAUGACUAAGCUAUGCCAUGGUAUUGAUGACAGCAACGUCAUACCUUCUGGUGAGUUCAAGUCAAUUACUGAUGAGGAUUCUUUCAAGAAAUGUUCUUCUGUUGAAGAUGCAAGGAAGCGAAUUAGUAACCUCAUUGAAGGAUUGCUUCCAAGAAUUUCAAGUGAUGGUAAUGUGCCUGACACUGUAAAAGUCACUGUGCGAAGACAAACAGACAACUCUCAUAAGAGAGAGAGUCGUCAGUGUAGACUUCCACAUCCUUUUUCUUUUGCUGACAAGGAAAAGGCAAAAGAAGAACUCCUGUCUACCUGCCUGCAUUUGUUCAGUAAGGUCAUUGAUGUAAAAAAACCAUUUCACUUGACUUUGCUGGGAAUAACACUGACAAACUUCCAAAAAUCUUCAAAUGUGCAGUCCCAGGACAUUUCUAGAUUCUUUCAGAAGUCAGCCUCCCAACACCAAGGUUCAACAUCCUCUGCUAACAGCAACCCAACAAAUGAUUUUAAAAAUUAUAAUCUGACAGCAUUUAUUAGAAAUAGAGCAAAGGCAAAGUCUUCUGAAUCUCUUGAAGAUGAAGACAACUCAAGCCAAAGUGAUUCCUUCGAUAGAGAGGAUAAUAAACUAACUUCCUGUUCAAACACACUGGUAAGUUCACAGAAAUCCCAGGAUAAUGGCGCCCCUGCGGGUGUGGACUGUCCCAAGGGAAUAGAUCCCUCAGUUUUUGCUGAGCUUCCAAGUGAAGUGCAGAGGGAGUUGCAGCAACACUGGAAACAACAAACUACUGGCCAUGGAGUGGUCUUAAAUACUAAUAAAGUUACACCUAAGCCAAAAAAGUGUUCUGGAAUUCAAAAGUAUUUUCCUAAAACACAGGCAAACUAG